Molecule: messenger RNA, 1499 nt
Organism: Heteronotia binoei (common prickly gecko)
Lineage: Eukaryota; Metazoa; Chordata; Lepidosauria; Squamata; Gekkonidae
Gene: CENPW
Product: centromere protein W
Exons: 3
Coding region: 139-369 (76 amino acids)
Biological process (GO): kinetochore assembly; mitotic cell cycle; chromosome segregation
Cellular component (GO): nucleoplasm; kinetochore
Molecular function (GO): protein heterodimerization activity; DNA binding
Source: RefSeq, a predicted model, not a curated record
GACGCAGAGCCGGCGGCGCCAGAUUCGAACGUUCCCGGACGCAGGCGUGGUGAGUUUCACUGAGACCGUUGUUGAGAAGUUCCGAGCCGCGGAGUUUUCUGCUCUCUGCCAUUGCGGAAGGAUUGCCUCACUGCGAGGAUGAAGCGCACCGUGUCGCGCAAUCUGUUGAAGGGCCUGGUGAAGCGGCACAAGCCCCACCUGAGGAUGACCGCUAACAGCGACCUGCUGGUACAUUUGAAUUUCUUAUUGUUUCUGCAUCGAUUAGCUGAAGAAAGUCGGACCAAGGCCAUUGCAGACAAGAGCAAAACAAUUAAAUAUGAACAUGUUCUGACUUCAGCAAAGGAAAUUUUAAAGAAGAGUAGAGGCUAGCCAAACUGUACUCCUUCAUUCCUUGGUUGAUAUGUAUGUAGUGACUAACUUUUCAGAUGGUACUGUAUUAGUAAUCUAUUCAGAUCAUAAGAGUUCUUAACCUCCACAUAUGAGAAAUGUCUGACUUCGCUUCUGUGGUCACUCACUAGAUAUUUUUUCAGGAAUGAAACUUAUUGUUCUUUAGUAGGAAUUUGCUACAUGUUUUGUUAUAUCAGAUUAUGUAUUAGCAAGAUUCAUUGUGUGAGGGCUAUUAUAAACGUUUAAGCAGAAGUUCUGCAUCUUACAAAAUCUCUUUUUGAAAAGAAAAUGUUUAUCAGUGGGGAGUGCUGUAAAGUUUCAUGUUUCAAUUGUUUAUAAACUUUUGAUAUUUUAAAUAACAUCUUGGAGUAAUAACAUGUUGCUGUUAACGACUGCUUAAUUUAGGAAACUUGCAACGGGAAACGUAUGUGCUAUAAAAGGAGUAUUAGAAGUUUCAGAAACCUUGUAAAAUGAUGUUUAGUAAUAAAGCUGUUCCUGUCUCCUUUUUUUCUUACUAAUUUUUUUCUGUUUGUUGUAUAUUAAAAGAAAAAAAUGGGGUACUUAAAUUUUGAAGGGAGAAUGAGCAGUAAAUACCAGUUGCAGCAGCAGUUCUUAGGAAAGAACAGACACUGGUGCAUUCCAUCUCUUCCUUGACCAAAACAAUUCCUGGCAUUGUAUAUGGCUAAAGGAAUGGAAAACCCUGCAGUAUUUUUUUCUUUUGUUCCUUUUUUGGAUGAAGAGGCAAGGUUGUUAUCCUUUUUCUUCUGUUAAGCAGGGAAGAUAGAGACCAUAGAACUGGAAGCCUUGGACCCCAUGCCCAUCGUUUUCUGUCCACAGCCAGCACCACCCAAGAGCACCAGCCACAAGACUUGUACUUUCAGCCUGGUUAUUCUUCCUUGGAAUACUGUUCUAUGCCAAGGCAAAGUACAAAUCCUUUUGAAGAACAGAAAAAUUAUAAGCAUGAAGUAUUUGUUACCAGUUUUGAUCAGUGAAAUGCACACAGCUUUCUAUGGUUUUCCUAUAUAAGUUGGUUUCCUUUGUAAACCUGCACUGAUUCACAUACUUCUUUGAUACAAUAAAGGACAUGAUUUCCCCCUUUAUUUUAAUGACCA